Messenger RNA from Pseudogymnoascus verrucosus, 1261 nucleotides. RefSeq lists its product as uncharacterized. Lineage: Eukaryota; Fungi; Ascomycota; Leotiomycetes; Thelebolales; Thelebolaceae. The record is from RefSeq and is a predicted model, not a curated record. The coding region runs from base 163 to 1185 and encodes 340 amino acids. The transcript has a single exon.
CAGUCGUCUGUUAUACAUCUAUUCGCGUUUAGUUUAUAUAAUUUAUGCGACUCUUUUUGGUCAGUGAGAGAAGCUGUCCCGAAAUUUGGUCUCUUAAUGAAGCAAGUCCCAUGAUACUGACUUUAUCGUUAAAAUAAUUCGAUCUGGCCAUCCUCGAGCGCUAUGGAUACCAUCGCGAAAUUUCCGAGCAAAGCAAUUGCUUCUAUUUUUAUGCCAACAGUGGAAGCUUUCAAGCCCCUCCUUCUGGCGAAUAAAUCCGAGAUUCUUUCAGUUCCUUCAACAACUUACACCUAUGGACAACACAAACGGCAACAAUUAGACGUAUACGAAGAAUGUACCAAUUCACCAUCUUCACCCAUUAUCCUCUUUUUCUACGGCGGCGGGCUUAACAGAGGCGACAAAAUUAUGCCUCUCGUCCCAUCAUCGCUAGUCUAUCACAAUUUCGGUGCCUUCUUCGCCAAGAGGGGCUUCACCAUGAUAGUUGCCGAUUACCGUCGAGUCACUGAUGUAGCCCUGGGCACAGGCGAAGAUGCCGUUUUCCCAUCCGGAGGCGAAGAUGUGAGAGCCGUCUUAGACUGGCUCGAAUCCACGUAUCUACCGUCUUGCGGUGAUAAGGCCCAAAAGAAGCGCGACGUCUUUCUCAUGGGCAAUUCUGCAGGUGGUGUACACGUUUCUACGUAUCUCUUGGAUGCGCGUUUUGAGAAUCGGAGAUAUGCGCUCCGACAAUCUCAACUCUGUUCUUUACGCGGCGCUGCAUUAAUAAGCGUCCCUUUCGAUUUUAAGGCGGCGACCCCUGACCGAUCCGAGAUUCUUCAGACUUAUUAUCCUCCACAUUUAUCUGGCACGCAGCAAGAAUCAUCUCAUGAUCUGUUCUGUCCAAAUGGUCUCCUGCGAGCUUUGAAGACCAGAAAGGAAUCAAUGGGGACGCUUGAGAUUGCACGUAACGGUAUGCCGGAUAUUUUGGUGACGUUGGGGGAAUUUGAUCCCGAGGAUGAAAUUGUCGAGACGAACGAUCGAUUUUUUAGUUUAUGGGAUGACUGUUUUGGGAGCGGACAGGGAAUAGAAUUGAAGCGGAUGGGAGGACACAAUCAUAUUAGUCCGCCAUUCUCGUUGAUGUGUGGUGAUAAAAAGGCAGAAGAAUGGGCAGAAAAUGUGGUUGAGUGGAUGAAAAACUUGCAGAAUUGAAAAUGAGAUGGUCGAAAAUACUAUAGAUUAAGAUUAUUAUGCAAUAUCUUAGACUAGAGUUUUAAUAAAGCAUAGC